Messenger RNA from Uranotaenia lowii, 3939 nucleotides. RefSeq lists its product as uncharacterized. The transcript has 5 exons. The record is from RefSeq and is a predicted model, not a curated record. Gene Ontology annotation, biological process: proteolysis; DNA integration. NCBI's taxonomy places the organism in Eukaryota, Metazoa, Arthropoda, Insecta, Diptera, Culicidae. Bases 1 to 3939 code for a protein of 1312 amino acids. Gene Ontology annotation, molecular function: aspartic-type endopeptidase activity; nucleic acid binding; zinc ion binding.
AUGGACUACGACAAUGGCGUAGCAAAUGCUCCCAGUAGCGAGAGCCGGAACGAAAAACCGAAACGAUCUAAGAAUACAAAGAAAAGCUUAUCUAAGGAAUUGGAAUCGGAAAAAGCAAAAACCAACGAUCUUAUGGAAAGACUCCUAAAGCUGGAAGAAGAGAACAAAGCUUUACGUAGUUUCCGACAGAAUAGUCAGCAAACGGAUGAUGAGGCAAGCAGUGUCGAGUUCAGCAAGGAACCAGGUGCAUCGAGUACUCACCGGGCUGAAAUUUUACCAGCUGGAAUUAUGCAAUCGUCUACGGCAGCUGGAAUUAUGCAAUCGGCUACGGCAGCUGUCCAGGAGGAAACUAGAUUUGCCUCGUCUAUCAACCAACUAGCUCUUUCCACUAUUGCUGUACCGGAGUGUAAGCCCCUUGCAGAGGGUGAAGAAAUCGAUAGACAAACAUUCGACAUGUGGCUUGAGAUGUUGAACAACUGUAUGGACUUGGCAGGAAUAUCGGACGAACUAACCCAAUUUACGGUGUUGAAAGUCAAAUCGGGACCUCGACUUCUACAGAUCUACAAAAACACUCGUUCGGACGAAAAUGCACCAGAUCCAUCUCUGCAACCGUAUUCUAACGCUGUUCAUAGAAUGAAGGCGUACUUCGGAUCAAUAUCAGAUGUGAUGUUACAACGACGGAAACUAUCGGCCAUGAUUCAAAAGCCGGAAGAAUCGGAUUUGUCUUUCAUUAAUAGAGUGGCAUCAACUGCUCGACUUUGUGAUUUCGACGGGAACAAAGAAUUUGACGAAAUAAUACGAGCAGUAGCAGAACAUGCCACAUUCAAACAGGUACGUGUCGCCGCUUUGAAAAUCCAAAAUAGAGGUGGCACUUAUACGCAACUAAUCGACAAGGUCCGAGAGAUUCAAUCUAUUAGAUUGAAUGAAGAGAUUUUUGCAGCUUCCCAUAGAAACACUGAACCAGCAGUGUUGGCCCCUGUGCGGGCUGGUCCAUCUAUGGAGCAUCGUAGAAACUUCGAUUUUGGUAGACAGCGAAUGAAUAACCGUCAGUUUCAAAAUAAUCGUGCCAAACCUUACUAUGUGGGAUACAAGUAUAACGAAGAACGUGUUAAACCAAGAGAACAAUACCAACCAUUUAAUAAUCAACGACCAAAACAAACAGGUAGCAUUCCCAACAGGCGUUUUCAACCAUACGACGGACAGCGUUGGAGGACAAACAAGCCCCUGAGUCGUCCAAAGUUUGAAACGAAUUACAACUCGCAUGAAAAUUUGCGAUGUGGUAAAUGCAACAGUCCUUUUCACGAUGCUGAUAAGUGCCCAAACGCCGACAGUGUAUGCUAUAAUUGUGAUAAGAAGGGUCACAUCCAGAGAGCUUGUCCUUUCCCGAUACGUAAUAGGUUCCGAAAUCGUCAAGUACCGGGAACUCUGGAGGCUAAAGUUAAUGAAGUGGCUAUAGAUGACGGAGAGUCAGAAAUGGAGAAACCAAACGUGCAAGUAUCGAUAUGCCAAAGAAAUAUCGACGGUAUGGACCCUUUGGUAUUGGCAACUAUUGGAAUACUUGCGGACGAUGGAAUUGUAUCGGCUCAAGUAGCAGGCCUAUCGUGCGAUUUUCUUGUAGACUCAGGAGCUCAGGUGAACACUUUUACCGAUGACUUAUUUACUAUUUUAAAAGCUGACGAACAAUAUUGCAAGGAAAUGGUAAAUCUUAAAAUUGGAACGGAUCGUCCCCUAACUGCGUAUGCAACCAAAGAUCAAAUUGACGUUAUUGCUACUUUCGAAGCUCCACUAUUCAUCUCAAGUGAUCGACCAUUUCUAUUGGAGAAAUUUUACGUGGUCAGAGAAGCGAAAUCAUUGCUUGGUAGGGCUACUGCAUUAAGAUACAGUGUUCUGAUGCUAGGGUUGAAGGUUCCCAUACCCAAACAAGCGAUCGAUGUCAAGCAUCACCAUUUAAAGGGAUACGUGGCUUCAAUAGCGAAGGUGGAUCUUUUCCCGAAGUUUAAUAUCCCUCCGGUUAAGAUAAGCUACGAUGACACUAACGCUCCCUGUCGAAAUAUAUUUACGAACAUCCCACAUGCACUUAAACCUUUAGUAGAAGAGCGUCUAAAACACUUAGUGGCUAGUGGUAUUAUUGAGCCAGUUACCGAAGGUAUGGAUACGCAAUUCUGCUCUUCAAUGCUAGUUAUUCCGAAGGGUAAAGAGGACAUCAGGCUAGUAAUCGAUCUACGGGGCCCCAAUCGCUAUAUACAUAGAACACCAUUUUCAAUGCCGACAAUGGAUUCCAUUCUUUCCGAUUUGAAAGGUGCCAAUUUGUUUUCAACUAUAGACCUUUCAAACGCGUAUUUUCAUGUGGAACUUCAUGAAUCAUCUCGGCACUUGACAAAUUUUUUCACGGAGUUUGGCAUGUACCGUUAUGUCCGCUUGCCGUUUGGAUUGUGUAACGCCCCAGACCUGUUUCAGGAAAUCCUACAGAGACAGAUCCUGGGUGGCUGCGAAGGUUUCAGAAACUACCUGGACGACCUCAUAAUUUACGGCAGAACUAAGGAAGAACACGAUAUUCGAUUAUCAGCGAUACUGGCCAGGUUAAAGCAACACAACGUAAAACUUAAUACUUCGAAGUGUGUAUUCGGAAGUACUGCUGUGAUUUUUCUCGGAUUUAAGCUAACAUCGAACGGUUGGCAAGUAUCGGAUGAAAAGAUGAAUGCAAUCCAAAAUUUUAGACGGCCAAAUUCCUUCUAUUGGACGGAUAACGAGGAACAAGAGUUCAAAUACUUGCGAGAUAAAGCGUUAAAAACGAUUAAAACCUUGGGCUAUUAUAGUUCAACUGAUAGAACUGAGCUGUAUGUGGAUGCAAGCCCUUUUGGUCUUGGGGCAGUUCUAGUUCAAUUUGACCAAAGCGAUUUGCCAAGAGUUAUCGGGUGCGCUUCGAAAGCUCUAACCGCUACCGAACAGAAUUAUCCACACACUCAGAAAGAGGCGUUGGCGAUAGUAUGGGGCGUGGAGCGUUUCCGAUUCUACCUUCUUGGGCGGUCCUUUGUAAUACGAUCUGACGCUGAAGCAAAUGAAUAUAUCUUCAAUGCAAACCAUAGGCUUGGGAAGCGGGCGGUAACUCGGGCUGAAACCUGGGCAUUAAGACUGCAGCCAUUUGAUUUUGUGGUCAAAAGGGUAGCUGGGAACGAAAAUAUUGCUGAUUCACUUUCUCGCUUGAUUGAAGGAUCCCAAACAGCUAUUCCGUUUGAAGAAAACGACGAGCCUCAUCUCCUUUAUUCGAUUGACGUGGAAAUCAUGCAGAUGACGUGGGAAGAAGUUGAAAAGGCUUCGGAAGCCGACGAAGAAAUCCAAACUGUCCAUAAAGCUUUACGAACGAAUAAUUGGCCUAAAGAACUGCGAAAGUUUCAAGCUCAGAAAAAAACGUUGUAUGCGUUAGGGUUUUUACUUUUCAAAGGUGACAGAGCCGUCUUACCCCAAGAACUUCGACACAAAGCUCUAACAUACGCACAUGGUGGCCACGUGGGGGAAACUGCCAUGAAGAGAAUAAUGCGUGAGUUUUUUUGGUGGCCGGGAAUGUCACUGGACACAGUGCGCUUCGUCAAGGAGUGCGAAACCUGCACCGUAUUAUCAAAAAAGAAUCGACCAUUACCAUUAUCACCAAGGGAAAUGCCGGAAGGUCCCUGGCAGAUCCUGCAAAUUGAUUUUCUUGCAGUACCAGGGUGUGGCUCGGGAGAAUUUUUGGUUGCGGUCGAUACCCACUCUCGUUUUUUAUCGGUGGUAGAGAUGAAGCACACGGACGCGGCAAACACAAAUGCAGCCCUUUCGGAAAUAUUUAAACUCUGGGGCUGUCCUCUUAUCCUUCAAAGUGACAAUGGUCCUCCCUUUCAAGGAUCUUCAUUUGUAGAAUUCUGGGAAGCAAGAGGCGUACGAAGAGGCAGAACCAGGGCCUGA